Messenger RNA from Myxocyprinus asiaticus (Chinese sucker), 3762 nucleotides. RefSeq names its product centrosome and spindle pole-associated protein 1-like. Gene Ontology annotation, cellular component: spindle pole; centrosome; microtubule. Gene Ontology annotation, biological process: positive regulation of cytokinesis. The record is from RefSeq and is a predicted model, not a curated record. NCBI's taxonomy places the organism in Eukaryota, Metazoa, Chordata, Actinopteri, Cypriniformes, Catostomidae.
UUCGUUUCUGUGCCCAGAGAGCGGCAUAUAGCCUACAGCACUCAGUGUGUUAUUGAUAAGCUCUUCAUCGAUAAAAGCCUAAUCUGAUAUCUGCUUCUUUCCUGUCCAGAGCUUUUUAUUAACUGCUGAGUCUGAAUAUGGAUGUCAACAUCAGCAACUUUAUGGAGGAGAGAAGGGUGAGAACAGAAGAAGCACCUUACAUGGAAAUGAAGACAAGUUUUGAUAACAAGAACCGAGAGAAGGAAAACCUCAAACCUGAUUACAAAACACAACCUUCACAAGCCAAACAGAUAAAAGAGGAGGGUUUUGGCCUUGGUUUACCUCUGGGAGAGGAAUAUGAACGAAAGAAGCAGAGACUAAAGCAAGAGCUGCGUCUUGAUUACCGGCGCUUUGUGUCUGAAAAAAAGACUCGGAAUAUUGCCGAUCAACUUCCACAGUCUCACAUGCUGUCACUCCCUAUAAGAGAACGGAGAUCAGCGAAGGAAAAGCUGCAAGAUGAGAGGAACAAAGAAUACAAUCUCUUUCUGAGAGGGCAAGAGGGAGCGCAGAAAAUAGGGAUAACUUCAGCUACACCACAGGCCCUGGAGAGAGAUCGUUUUGGCUCUAUCCCCCCGAAAUAUCCUACUGGUUCUCCAGAGGUACAAGGGAGCAGCCUGAACCCAGAGAAGGUGGCAUCUUUAAGGAGGGAUGCCACCACUCUAACUGAGCCCAUUUCGAGGGUACAGAAGGUAUCAAGGCCACGGAGACUCUGGGUAGAGUCACCAGAUCACUGGGGAGGUCCACACGGACACUACAGAGAUCACACCAGCUCUGAGGAGGAGCAGGAGGUGAUAGAGCUUUUGGAGAAGGAGAGGCUCAGACAUAUACAGGAAGAAAGAGACAUGGAUGCAAAGAGAGAAGGCAAACUUGGCAACAGAACACACAGUCUACAUGCGCCAACCCCAGCACAGAGCAGAUCUGUCAAGGAACAGAACAUGGCUGAGUUUGCUACAGGACUCAUAAUUGGUGCUGCUGAAGGGGACGAGGCCUCUCGGAGGAGGAAGGAACUUUAUAGAGAGGAGCUGCUGCAGCAAAUAGCUGAACAACAGAAGAACAAAAGGAAAGAGAAGGAGCUAGAGUUGAGAGUGGCUGCAACAGGCGCUGUAGAUCCAGAAAAACAGCCAGACCGAAUCAAACAGUUUGGUGCCGUGACCCGGCAAUAUGGGGGCAAAAGAAGGGAUGUGCCCUACAGGCCUGGACUGGCUCUGGAGGUCUUGCGGGCUGACUCUGCCAGGCAGCCCAAAAACGAGAAACUUCUACAAGCAUCGGAGGAGAGAGUGCCCCCCGAAAGGCCUCGAGUCGCUUUUCAGGCCCCAUCUUUAAACAACAGUACUGUUUUAGGCCAGCUGGCUAAUGCCUCAGGCCCUGGCCUGGAGGUCGGAGCUGGGCUCGGGGUUAAUGGUGGUGCCGCUGUUACUGAAGGCUAUCACAGAAGCCUCUCAAGCACCCUGGGGGAGAUAGUUGCCCCAAGAAUUACAGAUGUACAUCCUCUGUUGGGUCCCACCCUCACUGACUCUUAUCAAACGCCUCAUGAUAAUGCAUAUUACUACUAUGGAGCCAGAAAUCCUCUGGAUCCUAAUCUGGCCUACUAUGGACCAACAGUUGGUCAGCAGUCACACAUCCCUCCAGGAGCACAUUGGCCCAUCCUGCAGCCUUCCUCUGGAGGCCUCACACAAACGAGCAGUCAGGCUGGUAUUACUCAUUCAGGACCAGCAUUCAUUACACCAGAGAGGCUUCAGCAACCCCAGGGAAGUGCCCUUAUCUACCAGGAAGCUCUUAAGCAGCAGAUUCGUGAGCGACAGGAAAGACGGCAUCGUGAGAAGGUGGAGAAUAAGCUGUAUGAUGCUAAGAUCGAGGUUGAGAUGAAGGCUCACGAGCCCUGGGGAAGAGCUGGAGGAGGAGCCCCUCUCAGGGACGAUCAAGGAAACCUCAUCAGUGAUUUGAAACGAAUGCAUAAAAGAAACAUGGAAGCCUAUGAUUCUGGAGGCAGAGGAGUCCGGAAUCCGAUCGCUUCAAAGCCAGAGCCUGAAGGUUUCCCUUCUAAUCAGCCAUCUAUGCAUGCACGGGGCAACCUUUUCAGUGAACUGCCCACUCCACAGCAGCUACAUGACCAGGAAAUAUACAAGGACUGUUUGAAACAACAGAUCGAGGAAAAGAGGAGAAAAGAGGCAGAAGAGCGGGAGCGGCAGAGACUUGAGGAGGAGAAUGAAGAGAGAAGACUAGUCGAACAGCGAGCUCGGAUCCAGAGGGAGUAUGAGGAAGAGCAGGAGAGGAAACGGCAAAAGGAGAAAGAGCAAAAUGCCAAAAACGAAGAGCUGAUCAGACAAGCUGAAGAGCGCCAAAAAGAAGCCGAGAAAAAGAGAAAAGAAGCAGAGGAGAGAGAGAACGAGACCCUGAGGAAGAGACUUGAGAGAGAGAAGCAGACACAUCUGAAAGAGGUUCACAAGGCACCAUCGCCACCCUUACCAGCCUUGCAGAAGAAACUAUGUCAGCAGAUGCCCAGACCUCCAUCGGUGGAGAGCCACUGCUCUACUGCAACUCUGUCUGUGCGUUCUAUGUCAGUGCCACAUUCACCCCCAGUGCCCACCCGCAAGAACGAGAUCAGGGUGACAGAAGAGAAGCAGACUGUUAUCAGGGAGUUGUCUGCCUUGCGUAGACAGCUGCGAAGUGAACAGAGACGUCUGGAGGGGCAAUUAUUGCAGUCCAGCAGACAUGGCAGUCCCUCUCCUGCUCCAGUCAGGCAAAGAGAGCACCCCCCAGAGGAUGUUUUUGAAAUGGCGAGACUGCUGAAACAGGUCCCCUUCAGGAGGCCGGCUUCCCACACCACUGCAGCAGUAAACAUGCAGAAUCUUCGGGAGUUUAACCAUCUGAAGUACAGAGACGGUGGAUCUCGUGAGGAGGUUCGGCAGGCAUUUCCUGACCCCUCCGUUGAUGAUCACAGUUUAGACAUCCAGCAGCAGGCGCUGCUACGACAACAGCAACGAACCAUCAACAGCCUGAGGGGCAGGGCCACUGAUUACUUUGACCUGGUGUCUUCAGGCCAACAGCAUCAUGAGAUGAGGGGGAGUUCUGUGGAAGAUCCGGGCAGACUCUCGCUGUUAGACUCAGAGAGUGCCUUUAUUGAUCCCAGUGCCGCUUCAUUCCUUUUACGAUCCCAGCAUAACCAGAGAGAUAUACAGGACUCUGCCAGAGUGAGACCAACAGCCAGGAAGGGGGAUAUCUCUAAUGAUGUGAUGUCCAGGUACACACGACCUGACAGUGGAUCGGACAGCAAGUCCCAGCACUCAUUAACCAGCACAGAAAUCGAGAGGCUGAGGGAACGCACAAGAAACAAGAUGACAUCAUUGAAUAACAUGAGAGAACAUGACUGGAGAUCAGGGUAUGCUUCAGGAGGAGGGGAGGAGCUAUGGUCACAGACUCCUCCUCCUGUCCACCGCCCUGUUUCCAUUGACACCAUUGCCACAGAGCCCUGGUUACGUCCUAGCUCCUCGGAUACACUCAAGACAUUCAUGGGCGUUCGCAGGCCAUCUAGCCGGAACCACACAAGCCAGGACUGGGAUGGGCCUUCUACCUACCACGGUUAAUCUUAGUGCUGUUUUCAAGAUUUGAAUUAAGAAUGCCAGUUUCACAGCAUCCCAACUUUCUACAGCUAUUUUAUAAGCAACUCCUUAAAGCAUACUUAAAGGGAUAGAUCACCCAAAAAUGAAAAUUAUUUCUUAAUAU